AUGUCAAGUGUUGCACUCAUAUUUGAUGUUAUCUUCUCAUUUUUAAUAACACUUAUUUUUCUCUAUCGUUGUGGAAAUUAUCGUCGACAACAUCCACUUACAACUGUAGCUGUUUAUAUUUCAUGGGCUUUUUCAGUUCUUUUUGUGUUUCUUCUACCAUUGGAUAUUUCACUAGUAAAUAUUUAUUUAUUAAUAGAUAAUUAUCGAUGUGAAGCUAUAACGACGGAUUUAUGUCGAUCAAGAAAUGCUUUACACUUGGGCUUUACAGAUCAGAGCUAG
Molecule: messenger RNA, 279 nt
Organism: Rotaria sp. Silwood2
Lineage: Eukaryota; Metazoa; Rotifera; Eurotatoria; Philodinida; Philodinidae
Source: the annotation of a GenBank genome assembly